AUGUCUGCCAACUUGCUUGCAUUGCUUGGAAACAUCACCCUCGACGCGGGUGGUUGCCCUCAUCCCUUCGUCAGCGAAAGUCUAUAUCCCUAUACCGAAGGCUNNGUGAACCUCAACGGCCGCAACUGCGCANAAAACCCCUUGGACUUUACAGGCCAUGGCUCAAGAUGCUGCGUACCUUGUCCCCUUUCAGACUGGGUAAACUCGUCCAGCUUCCCCGGUCUCACAGACGGAGCAGCCUGGGUAAACGUCACUGGCUUCAUCCUCUGCGGCUUCCUGCUCGUCUCAUACUUGGUCCUUCCCACCGCUGCAACAAGACGUUCAUUCCUGAAUAUCGCACUACUGGCCGGCAUCAUGAUCAUGGAGCUUGGGUUUAUCGUCCCGCUGGGCCAGAAACCUGAACAAUGUUUCGAUCCGGUGACGCCGAAUGACAUGAACAGUCAAAAUGCUUGUGCAAUAACUGGUGGCUUUGUGGUGUUUGGCGGCAUGUUGACCGUGUGUUGGAUUGUGGUGCGCUCGGUGUUUAUGCACCUGCAGAUUUGCUGGGACAUUGUGCCUGGACGUGUGGCCAUCAUUGCUGCGAAUAUUGCGGCUUGGUCGGUUACUAUUGCACUCACGGCGGCAGUGUUGGUUAAAGUGGGUGUCUCGUAUCGCUUUGGUGGGUACUGCCAUGUCAAUGUCGGGUCUACGUCAACUUACUGGGGCUGGAUGAUCGGAUUCGGUGGCGUGGCAUUGCUGCUGCAAGUUGCGACGUUCGUCUACUGCGCAAAAGUAUACCUCACAGCAGCCAUGCAUGGUCGCCAACAUCCUUACUCCAGCAACGCGACAAACUCCGUCAAGUCGGCAAGCAGCAAGCGGCAAGCGUGGACUGCCGUCAGACGACUCAAGCAAGUGCUGCUCCUGCAAUGGCGAUCCCUCGCCAUCGUCGCCUUGGCCAUCUUCGUCAUCGCCUUUGUGUGUAUCAUCUUCAUCUUCCAAGUCGACUCGUACACCACCAGCACCUUUGCCGACCCGACAAAAGUCAUCCCGUGGGUACUGUGUAUCCUCCAGCGACGCAAUACAGACAGAUGCCUGCCGCUGAUCCAGAAACUCAUCCUGCCACAAUCAAUGGCGGUGGCGGUGCUGUAUGUGAUCGCGUUCGUGGGUAUAGAGGCAUUCAUCCUGCUCUUCAAGCCCGAGAUCUUCAGGGCUUGGUGGAGGUUCCUGGAGAGUCCGUUUGAUGGCAGGAGGAACAGGAGUACGUCGAGCCAGAACCCGAGUUGGUUGGAGAGGCCGCCGAGGUUUGCGAUCGAUAGGNGGAGCAUGGUUGCGGUGGACGAGCCAGUGGGGGCGGAAACUGGGCAUACGGUGGAGAGGCAGGAUUCUGUUGUCAGUGAAGACGGCAUUGGGCGCGAGCACGAGCACUCUGAACUGAGGACGAGACCGCAAGACAUGGAGAAGCAGGAGGGCCAUCAUAUUUGA
This is a messenger RNA of Aureobasidium vineae, 1461 nucleotides long. The record is from the annotation of a GenBank genome assembly. NCBI's taxonomy places the organism in Eukaryota, Fungi, Ascomycota, Dothideomycetes, Dothideales, Saccotheciaceae.